AUGACUGGCCUUGCACCUCUUGAUCCCAUCAACCUGAAUGGGGUUGCUGACAAGGGAAAGAAAGUGGCAUAUUUCUAUGACUCGGAUGUUGGCAACUAUGCCUAUGUCUCUGGACACCCCAUGAAGCCACACCGUAUUCGAAUGGCCCACAGUCUUGUAAUGAACUAUGGUCUAUACAAGAAGAUGGAAAUUUAUCGCGCCAAACCAGCCUCCAAGUACGAAAUGACCCAAUUUCAUACGGACGAAUAUAUCGAUUUCCUCUCAAAAGUGACACCAGACAAUAUGGACCAAUACUCGAAAGAGCAGAGCAAGUACAAUGUCGGAGAUGAUUGUCCGGUGUUUGAUGGGCUGUUUGAGUUUUGCGGUAUCAGUGCCGGUGGCAGUAUGGAGGGCGCAGCUCGUCUGAAUCGCAACAAGUGUGAUAUUGCGGUCAACUGGGCAGGUGGCCUGCACCACGCGAAAAAGAGCGAAGCCAGUGGUUUCUGUUAUGUGAACGAUAUCGUCCUCGGUAUUCUCGAGCUUCUUCGAUUCAAACAGCGCGUUCUAUACAUCGAUAUAGAUGUCCAUCACGGUGACGGCGUUGAAGAGGCUUUCUAUACGACAGAUCGCGUCAUGACCGUCUCCUUCCAUAAGUAUGGAGAGUACUUCCCAGGAACGGGUGAGCUGCGCGAUAUUGGUGUUGGACAAGGAAAAUAUUAUGCGAUCAACUUCCCUCUUCGAGAUGGUAUCGAUGAUGUCUCCUACAAAAGUAUAUUCGAGCCCGUCAUCAGCAACGUUAUGGAAUGGUAUCGACCUGAGGCCGUUGUUCUUCAGUGUGGCGGAGAUAGUUUAUCUGGCGAUCGUCUAGGUUGCUUCAACCUGAGCAUGAGGGGGCAUGCGAAUUGUGUCAACUUCGUGAAGACUUUCAAUUUGCCAACAUUGGUGGUCGGAGGUGGCGGCUACACAAUGCGCAACGUAGCCCGCACAUGGGCAUUCGAGACUGGUAUACUCGUCAAUGAACAGCUGGAGUCACAGCUGCCGUACAAUGACUACUACGAGUAUUUCUCACCUGACUACGAAUUGGAUGUUCGUCCAUCGAACAUGGACAACGCUAAUACGAAGGAAUAUCUGGACAAAAUCCGAAGUCAAGUGAUAGAGAACCUCCGACGAACUGGAUUUGCGCCGUCAGUACAAAUGACCGACGUUCCACGUGAUCCACUUAUAGAUGGCUUGGACGACGAGGCGGACGCAAUUAUGGACGAUCUUGACGAGGAUGAGAAUAAAGAUAAGCGCUACACAAAACGCCGCUUUGAUCAGUACAUUGAAAAGACUGGCGAGCUUAGUGAUAGUGAAGACGAAGAAGAGAAUGCUGCCAAUGGUGUUCGUCGUCAACCAGGAGUUGUCCGACGGCGAAAUCACAUCAGCCACCGGAAUCUUGAUAUCACUGAUUCCGGCUUAGACAGUGGUAUCGCGACAUCCAGAGAAGUAUCUGCCGUUCCGGAUCAGGAUGAAGACAUGGAUUUGACAACUGAUCCUGCGGCUGAUAAGCCUGAGGCCUCACUAGCACCAGAGGCAGAGCCCCGCCGGUCUCCAUCGGAUUUAGAUAUGGGUUCGAAAAUUGAAGAAAAAGUAGCCACGGAAGCCAAUGAGACUGCCCCAGCUACCACUACACGUGCCGAGUCGCCGGCGUCUGCUUUGAGCGAAGCACAUUCAGAUGUUGACAUGGAAGAUGUUAACGCCACUACUGCCGAGGCGCAACCUGCCACCUUACGCCAGAGCGUAGGGCAGGAGAAAACACCUCCGGCAUCUCCCCCAGCCACCACUACAGCACAGGAGGCCGAACCAGCCGCUCCUUCACCGCCACUCGUUGCGCCUGCCGAGGCUCCCUCCAACGUUGAAGAGACCGAAGCGAAGAAGGAAAGUGACAAGGCUGCGGAAGAGCCUAAGGAAGAAGAAGAAAAAGCCGCAGUCGAGACAUCCACUAAACCCGAGGAAGAACCAGAAGAAAAGGCUACUUCUGAAGCCAAAGAGCCUGAGAAGACUGAAACAUGA
Messenger RNA from Talaromyces atroroseus, 2031 nucleotides. RefSeq names its product Histone deacetylase RPD3. The transcript is spliced from 4 exons. Gene Ontology annotation, molecular function: histone deacetylase activity. The coding region runs from base 1 to 2031 and encodes 676 amino acids. The record is from RefSeq and is a predicted model, not a curated record. Lineage: Eukaryota; Fungi; Ascomycota; Eurotiomycetes; Eurotiales; Trichocomaceae.